AUGGGCUCAGGGAGGACGGUGAAGUUUGCCCUGUGCGAGGUGCUGCAGUUUGCAGGCCUGUGUGUGCCACUCUUCAUCGUCAUGCAGAGGUUUGCCGUCAUCGUUGCAAAGGUCAAAACAUCAGCACAACCCCCCGGAGACGGCAGCACUGCCUACUGGUUAAUCGUGGCUUCUUCUAUUGCCUAUGUCACCUCCACUGCCCUGCUGGUCUGGGUACCCCUAAAGUAUAUGGUCUUCAUGAAGAAGAAGUUUCUCAUAGGGAGAAAGAAGUGGAGGCCUGUGACACUCGUUUAUGUGAUCCUAUCCACAUUACCCUGCUUUGCCUUUCUUAUUGCCAGCUCUGAGGUUCAGAUAAAUAACAACCUGAAACAUGAUACAUUCACUGAGCUCCCCGUAUCACUAGUCCUCUUCUCACUCAUCUGCAUUGACGUUGUGGAGAGGAUACGACACUGCAGACUGACCGGCCAUGCUAGUGACACCGAAAGAGAUGCUGACAUCCCCUCCACUGUCCUCACACAUGUGGAACAGGUAUCACCAGUAACUCCUAUCACUCCAGCUGUGCCAGGGCCAGCUGUGCCAGGGCAAGGUAUGCCCACUCCUAUGCAACCAGGAGCAAACCAGCUCAAUGACAGGAACCAGAACGGAGCGGGAGCUCGACUAGAGACCAAUGGGACACUACCAGGGAUACCAGGCAACAAUGGGAGGCCAUUUGGCAUCUCUGGAUUGAACCAACCAUCAGGAAGCACCACACCAUACCGCAUAUCUCCCUAUGCAUAUACGGGGCCUCUGAGAUUCCUGUGUGCCACCGAUGCCCGUGCAGACGUGUUUGUGGAUAGCUUUAUGUUUUGGAUGGAUACAGUGGAGAUGGUGAGAGUGGCAGGACAUCCUCUGGUCUACUAUUCAGGCUGGGUGUUUCCCAUCUAUAUCUUCAGCUACCUGUCAUGCUUGCGUGUAGUGGUCAUGCCCCACAGCCCCCUGCUUUCCUCACUAGGAGUAGCCCUGCAGGAUUUACCCUUCUUCUUUGUACGUGUUGGCCUCAUUGCCUUCUUCGGUUUUGUCACGCCCAUCCUCUAUCUGAUGAAGAACUUGUUGGUCUCUCUGGCCUUCAUCUACUUCAACUUUAUGACCAAGCUGAGGGUCUUCAACACAGAGAGGAUGUUCUUUUGAGACCAGCAUUCAAGGACAAACAUGCUUUUU
Archocentrus centrarchus (flier cichlid) is the source of this 1197-nucleotide messenger RNA. RefSeq names its product transmembrane protein 236. The transcript has 5 exons. NCBI's taxonomy places the organism in Eukaryota, Metazoa, Chordata, Actinopteri, Cichliformes, Cichlidae. The record is from RefSeq and is a predicted model, not a curated record. The coding region runs from base 1 to 1167 and encodes 388 amino acids.